Messenger RNA from Echinostoma caproni, 492 nucleotides. Lineage: Eukaryota; Metazoa; Platyhelminthes; Trematoda; Plagiorchiida; Echinostomatidae. The record is from the annotation of a GenBank genome assembly.
AUGGAAGGGCGUUCCAAGUGGUGCACACUCCGACAGCAAAAGAUUGACGUCGGCAUUCAAGUCAACACUUUGGAAUCACUAAAUUGUCAGCGUGAUCGUGACGAAUGUGCUCAGGGUUCUGCCACUGAUUUCACAUCAGACUCGGAGACUGAAGCACCCGAUACGCAUCAGUCUGUUCGUUGUUUCACCCCUGGUCACGUGGCCCGUCCUUGUUGCGGUCCACAGGCACAGUGCGUGAACACAUACGGUGGCUACCACUGUGUUUGUCCCAGUGGUUGGACUGGUGCACAUUGUGAAUACCCGCCAGCGCUUUGGCCCGAAGGCUAUCAUCCGGUUGUGAACCGAACGGAAAAAGAAGCGUUGGCUGCUUCGGAUAAGCUGAGUCUGUUUCUUUUCAACAAUGAGAUUGAGAAUGCAGUAAGCUACGGGGUUAUCGUUGCUAUUGUUGUCUCAAGAAUAAUUUUGCGUCCAAGAUUGGCAUCCAAUGUAUAA